GUGGUCUGUCGUGUAAGUGUCGUGUUCUUCAAGCCACAACGCUGCCUGGCCUGUACUUGAAGAAUCCUGUACUUGACGAUAGUAGGUGGUAGUUUUUUUAGAGAAACAGGUUCCAUCUUCCUAAUGUCUUGGUUAAGAAUUCCAGACGAAAUUCUACUGAAGAUAUUAUCAUAUCUGUCAGAACAAGAUCUUGUCUCUCUAGGACAAGUGUGUAAACGUUGGCACGUGCUAUCCCAAGAUGAAUAUCUCUGGAAGAGUCUCCUCUCACUACACUAUCCAUACAACCAACCACUUCCUUCUGAUGACAGCCUUAGUCGUUCCACACCUGCUUCUCUUGACGUGUAUCGCAGCUUUAGAGAUAAUGUGGCCAGUCUCAAUGUUCAGGUGGCCACUCAGCACUCUGAUGAGGUUCUACAUGUUUCGUUUAGUCACAACGGACGUUUGGUUUGCAGCACGUCCAAAGAUGCAACGGCAUGUUUAUGGUCAGUCACAACAGCAUACACCCUUGACCUGGUCGACACGCUCGUGUUCUUUUCUGACUUGACGUUGCCAUAUAAACAUACUGUCUACUCUGAAUUCAAUCAGGAUGAUACUAUGUUGCUAGUGUAUGGCACUGUUGACCAUAUCCCCACAGGAGGAAUUGUCUACAUCUAUGAUCUUAAACAACAAAAGUUUCUCUCUCAUGCUGUCACUCGGCCACUUAACAUAUUCUCAACUUGGCUUGAUUCACAACAUUUUGCAUAUGGCGACAUUAUGGCAAGCAGUCUUGAACCGGGUGGUUCUGAAAGCAUUCUUUAUUGUUCAAAUGCAAGAAGACAAGCUGGAGACUACAAACAACUUGGCCGAUUUUAUAAUAGACGGGGCACUUGUAUACGACAGAUAAGAAGCAUGCCUUUGGUUGAUAUGAAAGCUGGCAGUAGUCAUUCCAAUUGUGGAAGUGAUUAUCGCCUAUUCUAUAGCAAAGGAGACACAUAUCGUUGUGGUCACCAACUUGCAUGCUGUGAUGUUACAACAGAGAGGUUGCCUCCGAUUUCAUCUAAUCGAGAAUUUAUAACUUCGACUCACAAGAAUGUUUGUGAAGUGAAUGGACGCGUCGUUGGCCUCCGAAUGUCUCCCGACAAUCAGUUAAUCUACAUCAACUGUCGACCGUUUACAAACACUGAUGCACACGCAAACUUGCUACAACCUGAUAUUUCCGAGAACGCAGAAGUUCGAGUGUAUCGUUCUGACUCACUGGAACUCGUUCAAAUGCUACGUGGUCACAAGUGUUACACCCCCAAAUCGAGUUGCUUCAUUAUUCAUCUUGACGUCAGUGAGAGUUACAUUGCAAGUGGGGCUGAGGACAGACUGGUUCACGUAUGGGACAGGCGUUCUGGCGCCAAAUUGGCUACUCUCUGUGGUCACACCAAUGUGGUGAACGCAGUUGCGUUUAAUCCGAGGAAUGAAGGCAUGUUAGUUAGUGCAAGCGAUGAUUUUACCCUACGAGUAUGGCAUUCUCGACAUCUCGUAAGGUCUUGCAAGGAACUUAGAGUUUCAAAUUUUUAAAUUUAUGUUGUUAUAAUAUAAUAGCCAAGAGUGUGUUUAAACAAUGUGUGCAUAUAAUGAAUUAUGUAUCAUAGUGUGAAUGUGUGAAAUAUGUGACUACCAAUAAUUGAAAUUAGCCCAGCAAUGAUUUUCGGAACUGC
Molecule: messenger RNA, 1685 nt
Organism: Corticium candelabrum
Lineage: Eukaryota; Metazoa; Porifera; Homoscleromorpha; Homosclerophorida; Plakinidae
Product: F-box/WD repeat-containing protein 5-like
Exons: 3
Coding region: 124-1545 (473 amino acids)
Biological process (GO): protein ubiquitination
Cellular component (GO): SCF ubiquitin ligase complex; Cul4-RING E3 ubiquitin ligase complex
Molecular function (GO): protein binding
Source: RefSeq, a predicted model, not a curated record